This is a messenger RNA of Bombyx mori (domestic silkworm), 4746 nucleotides long. Its product is annotated as mucin-2. NCBI's taxonomy places the organism in Eukaryota, Metazoa, Arthropoda, Insecta, Lepidoptera, Bombycidae. The record is from RefSeq and is a predicted model, not a curated record. The coding region runs from base 740 to 1978 and encodes 412 amino acids. The transcript is spliced from 3 exons.
GAAACGCAACCCACUGAGAAGAUCCGGCGAGAAACUCAGUGGGCUGUGUCUAUGGGUCAAAUAUAUCAAUGGAACUCAAAUGUAUGUACUAAAAUCGAAGUUAUAUAUUGUCGUCAGUACCUACGUUAAGGAAAUCUUAAAACAUGUACUACAGCUUGAGUAGUCUCAACAAAUGUACAAAAAAGCCUGCACGCAAUCGGCUCCACUCAAAUUCUGACACGCUACAUUACACAACUGACCCUUAUCGGUUUUCGAUUAUUUCGAUAGCCCUUUUUGCGACUUAUUCAACAGAAAAGGCAAACAGGUUUUUGUUAUUAAAAAAAGGUGUAUAAUGCAUCAUAGCUCUGGCAAUAACAAGGGUAACACUAUUUAAUGAGUUCACAAUGUUGUUGUUAUUAUAGAGCAUCACGAUAAAGAAGCCGGCUUUUAAUUGUUAUAACCUCAAAGAUUUGGGGCCAACGAGUCGUUCAGCGAUAGGGAGAAUCGCGCCGCUCGAUGUUAUCGCGCCUGCGCUGUGUUCCCCUCGAAAAGAGCAGGUUACAACACAGCACAAAGCGCGACUAGCUGUGAUGUCUCGUGCCGACAUUUCUGGACGUUGAUGUCUUGCGGAACCGAGUUAAAAUCUUACAAAGCUUCCUUUGAUAUUAUUUUUUGAGCUGAGCAUGUGAUUGAAUUUCGGUAUCGCAAUAAUACAUAAUCCUAAAGUAGUGUUAUUUUUGUGUAUAUUCUCUGCACCAAAAUGUACAAAACGGUUAGACAUGGCGAAAACAGUUUACAAUAUACCAUUCUCCCUCAAACGGAAGAAGUGUUAAAUAACAGCGGCUUAAAAGGGAAAGGUCGGGACUAUAGCCCAUCCAUCCACAUUCGAAGAUCGCGUAGGAAAUCUACAGUGAAAUAUGUCUUCUUGGUAAUUUUCGGUGUGAUAAUAGCGUUAGGGCUGGCAGCAGUUCCGCUUUACAUAUUGAACGGUGCGCUGUACGCUCGAAGAACACAACAAGAGCAUCGUGAUAUAGUCACUAUAUCUCCAAAUGCACCGGCCGGCAGAGAAAUGGCAAAAUCGCGAAAGAAAGAUCUUAAAGUGCUACCGCAAGUAAUCUCUACUUUAAUGGCAAAAACAGAAUUAGAAACGUCAACAAUCGUCUCCACUACUUCCUCUACUGGAGCCGGUGAAAGAGCUACCACUCCGCCUUGGACAAUGCCUGCUUUAAGGUCUUGGAAGAGUUCAACGUCUUCAUCAACCGUUCCGCCAGUAGCCUCUGCGAAACAUGACCCGACGCAGCCAGCUGCAACAACUUCCAGUGAUAUCAGUAUGUUACCUAAUACAAUUUCAAUGAAAACUUGGGAGAAGGAUAUAAUAAUACGACCAACUAUCACAGCUGAACCAUUUACACUUAGUAACUUAGUUAGAGACUACACGCAAACAUUUAAGCCAACCGAAAAGCAAUCCACACAGAGUGUUAAAAUGUUUGAUGAUGUUCUUAUUUCAACCAAAACAACUUUAAUGCGAUCACCGGUAACUUCAGAGUUUCCUGCAACUACUGAAAUAUCGAGUUUGGAUGAUUUAAAGGACACGAUGUUAUCUGUAGAUGAUGACGAGGAAUUCAAAGAAUCUUUAGAAGUUGACGAAGUUUUUUCGUUACCACCUCUAAAGCCUGGUGCCGAUCCUGCAGCGUCAAAUUCUGAUGAAAUCACCGUAUCUAAAGCUAACGAAGACAAUUGGUACGGAGCCAGGUGGCCUUUCGUGGAUCCUUCUUCGUAUUUCCAAUGGACGAGCUACUCUCCCGGAGACAACCUGCUGUUGCCGCUGCUGAUGGCGGCACUUACUUCCCUCACGUUGGUUAUGCUGCUCGCGUUGGCAGCAAAGCGACGCAAACGCACUAACGUGGCAUCGUCGCAGAUUGGGAAGUUGACUGCAGAUCUUCAGGAUGUAAACACUAAUCUUCUGACAGCCGAAGUAGUAGAGGACGCUGAGGAAUAAAUCCCAAACCUCAGCUAUGCCUUUGGCUUAACAGGACGAAAAAUAAAUUGUGUACAUUUUGACAACAGUCUUCGAUAGGUUUUUGUGACGAAACGUUUUUUUUUCUGAUUAAAGUUAAGAAAGCAAUAGUAGCUUAACAGUUUUAACAACUGUUCUGUUCUUAAGAGUUAAAUCUCAACGAAUAUACAAAAAUACUUUUAUGGGUGGAGCGUAAUGUAAGCCCUUAUGGAUACGUACCACCAGACAGUCAAUUUCUGCCGUAAUGGAGCCGUGAGUUCCAGUUAUAAAUGUGUUACAACAGUUAUAGGUACAAUGGCAAAUUCGACCUCACCUCUGAAGAGGGUUGACAACCCCGUUGUUAUAAUUAAGGGCUUCGUUAACCACUUAUUACCUAUCACUAUCCAGUCAAAUUGUACACAACUAUGCAAACGCACUUAGUUUUGAUUUAGCAGCCAUAGUUUGCGAGUUAAAAACGGAAUCCAAAAAGUUGUCUGCGUUAUUUCUAACUGGUCACACACAUAUUAAACUUUCAGUGCCUAUCAUUUGUAAAUACAACAAGGUCGGUCGAUGCAAGACCGUAAAUUAUAAUUAUCCCAUAUUCAGAGAUACGAUAUAAUGUUAUAGUUAAAACGUAUUUUUAAAGCGUAUUAGAUAAUCGACUGUAUUAUUAGACGUGUCAAAUGCCAAUGUUGCUAAAAUUUUAUUUUUGGUACAAUAAUAAUAAUAAUACAUAAAUGUAGUCUAUGUAUUUUACUAAAAAUAAUUCGUUACUAUUUCUAACGUGUAUUUUUUGUGCACAUACGAGCUUCGUAGUAAUACUUCGUGCAUUUAUUAGCUUGAAAUGCAAAUUAAAUAAUAAUUAAAGUAUAUAUCAUAUCUCUGAAGAUAAAUAAUUUAUAGCACGACUCGUCAGUAUUAAAAAUACCUGUGGUAUUUCAAAUUAACAACGUAAAUAUAUUUUAUUUUUGUGUAUGUAUCGGAUAGGUUAAGUACUACAUGUAUCUGAAUUAUUAUUAAAAAAUAAAUAUAUACCUUUUAUCAUCGGUAAAACAUAUUCAUACAUUUCAUAACUUUAUAACAUAGUUAAGACUGAUCUAGUAAAGCGUUUUAGUGUUUGUUGGUAGGUUUUUUUUUCUUAGUUUCGAGAAUGGUUCGCUUUCGUUUGGAACGGCACUACUGUACUGUAAUCCUUACAUGUACCCGUGAGUGCUGAGUAUGUUUCAUAUGCUUACGAUUAUAAUGGGCGUGUUUUAUAUAAAUGUUAGUCUAACGAGUGUAUGAUAUGUAUGAAGGGUCUCGGGAAGAAUAGCUAGAAAUAAAUUGUGAUAGUGAGGCGACACGGUGAUAUGAAUGUUAAUGUUGAUUCGAACCAUGAUAGUGAAUUCUCGAAUCCGCUUCUAACGCCAUCUUAAACUACGUGCAAUAAUAAUAAAUUCUCAAAAUCGAUUCCACUGGUUUGGAGAUAAAAAUCACACUCUGUAUUAAUCCACAAAAAGAUUCCUACCGAUUAAUUAUUGGAAAAUAAUAACUACGGCCAAGAAAAGACUUCAAAUUGAAUCGAUAAUCGACCUUUCUUUCAAUUUUCAAAUUCUAUCUGACAUUUGACAUCAUUUGAAGAAUACAGGGUGUAACAUUUUUUUUUUUAAUUUAAUCUAGACACUGACUAUAAAAUACACCAAACUGUUGAAAAAAGUAGCAUCAUUGUUCUUAUUUGAAAAUAUGGUAAACAAUAACGUUCUGAUCACAUUCUUUCUAAUCGUGUCUCUUAAACUCGUAGCCGGAGGUUCCCUUUUAGAAGGAUUUGUAUGGUUAUAUAUUGGAUUUACAUGAAAAGGAAUUUUAGCAAUGUUUAAUGUUUCAAUGAAUUUUAAAAGUGAAUUAAUAAUUAAAUUUUAUCAUUCAUGUCACAUAAUAGUAACGGAAAGAACACUAGUAAUGCAUUCUAGUCAAAUUUCAGCGCUGAAAUUUAGGGUGUGUGUUUUUUUUUUGUAUCGAACGCAAUUAUUCAAAUUCACAUAACGUGGGAUACCGACAUUAACACGCGAUAACAUUUUAGAUCGAAAGCAAGGGGAUCUUCCUGCUACCUGCGUGAUAAAUUGCGGUUACAUAAAUAUUUAACGUAUUAAAUCAAAUGUUAGCGAUUGAAUAUAGUUUUAUUUUUAAUUUCGGUACACUGUGGUCUCCGCUUCGAUAAAAACACUUAAAGUACAAAUCAAUCUAAAUUAUUGAACAAACUGCUGCUUCAUGAGAUCACAACGCUUUAACUCGGUGUUUAACAGCGACUACUAAGUGAUUUAAUCAGAAAAAAAAUAUUAAUGACUAAUAAUGCUAAAUUUACAUUUUUUUAUUGUCUUCAAAGACGGAACGAGUACGCGACCAAUCGUCGCGUCACCUUUGAAACAUUAAAAAACGAUAAAACUAUAUAGAAAAAAUAACGUAGAUGGUACUAGAAGCUCAUUGUGGAUGAACGCAGUGAAUAGAAAGAAGACGACGGAUCUAUAUCAAACAAUUCAUCAAACUUCCCGUUGAUUAGACGGUUGCAAAAUUAAUUCGAGUGAAAAACUUAUAAUGACGUAGUUCAGAUGAAACAAUGACCAGAAUGCAAUACUAGCAUCACGCAGCACCCGACGCGCACCCUUAUGUUCAACUUAGCUUUUGUGUUAGAAUAGUAAUUUUGUGAAUGCAUCGAGCAAAGCGAUUACAUUAGAUCUGCUAUAAAGUCACUAUGUACAUAAGCAUUGAAUAAAUUAUGUUUUCACACCCAAAAA